CGGGUUCGGGUUGACCUGAAUAGUGCCGGGUCAAUUUCGGGUUCGACCCGAACCCGAACCGUGACUCGAAAUUGACACCCCUAUCAACUAUCAUCCAUUAAGGUGCAUCCAAUUUCUUUCAAAUAAUGUCAGAAAUUCUUAAUUAGCAACUUACAUUCUUCCUUAUAACCACUUAAUAAAUCAUAUCUUAAACCCUAAACCUAAUAAAGAGGUACGAAUUGAAAAUUUAUAAAAAAUUUCAAAUCAAUUGAAAUAUAUGACUUUAGUAAUUUGUGUCCACCAAUAAAAUCUUUAGAGCAGCAAACCCAAAAUAUCUUUCAAAUAUUCAUCAAAAUAUAAAUGAAAUUAAAAUAUACAAAUAAAUUUAACUACACUUCUAUUAUUUUAUUACUCUUAAAUUAUAUUUCUUAAAAUUUGGCUGAUAAAGCAAUGAGAACACUUAGAAAUUUGAAUAAGCUAAAUAUAUUAUCAAUAAGAAUUCAUCAAGACAAUCAACUUUGUUAGGGAAGUUAUAGAUUAGUGACAGAACAAAUAUUUCAUGGCACAAAACAAUAAGCACCACAACUUUGUAAGGGAAUUAUGUUGCCUUUGUGUUAGUUUUUAACUAAUAAGGGAUCAAACAUACUAAUGUAUGUAGACAAAAUCAAUGAUAUUUCUAGUGCUUGGUCCAUUAAUUAUAUAUUUUAAAUUAAACUUAGGCUUUAUUUAAUUGUAGCCCCACAGGGAAAUUAUGUAUGGAUUCCGCACAGAAUAACUUCUUCAUUUGAGAGAAUUUUUGGUCAAUAUUUUUUCGUUUUUAGUAAAAUGAAAUCUAAAGCUUAAACAAAAUCUUUGAUUUCAUUUGGGACGACUUUCUUACUGAUUUUUUAAGUAAUUUUUUAAUAUAAAAAUUUUAAGAAAAUUAUAUAAAACAAAUACUUUAAAAAUAAGAAAAUUUUUUCUCAAACGAAAUCUUUGUAAUAAAAUCUAGAGCUUUUUUUGCAUUUGAUCUUUAUAUGCAAAUGUCAUUUGGGUUGACGAUAUGAUUAUUUUUUUUAUGCAAAUAAUAAAAAAAUUUGCCCAUUAAACUGUUAAGUGGGAAAAAUUCCGAACGCGUUCAAAUUCAAACCAGAAGCCAUUAUAUCACCUAAUAUAUAAUAAAUUAUGUUGGUCAAUUAUUCAUAUUGACUAUUUAGAGUCACGUUUUCAAAAUUUCACCAAUUUUUGCGCUCAGCAUUGGAAAAAAAUUUUGACUGACCUGCGCGGCAGGAAAAUGGAGGCACCGGGCACGUCAUGGCGUGUUCUUCUUCUCCCAGUCAAACAUUCUCCUCCUCUUCUUCCCGUCAAAACCCUAACGUCAAUCAUUCCCUCCCCCCCUCCCUUCAAUCUCUCCCACCCAUCCCCUCAAUCAUGGAACCUAUCCUCCAAGGCAUAAUCGCCGCCGCCGGCAGCUUCUCGGCUAUCUUCCUUCUAUUCUUCAUCGUCCUCCUCUUCUGCCGCCGCCGUCCCCGUAAACCCCUUCCCCCCUUCCUCUCCGUCUCUUUCUCCACCCCUUCCACCGCCCUUACUCUCCCUUCAUACGAGCGCAGCUUCGCCUUCGAUCCCUCCCUCCCCCACAUCUCCCUCUCCGAUCUCGCCGCCGCCACCAAAAAUUUCUCCCCGGACCGCAUCCUCGGAGAUGGUGGCUUUGGCUUCGUGUACAAGGCCAUCUUUCCCUCCGGCGCCCCCGUCGCCGUCAAACGCCUCUCCCCUGACCUCGCCCCCUUCCAAGGCUUCCGCGAAUUUCGCGCCGAAAUGGACACCCUCGCCCGCAUCCAGCACCCCAACCUCGCCCGCCUCCUCGGCUACUGCAUCGCCGGCUCCGACCGCCUCCUCAUCUACGAAUUCCUCCCCGGCGGCAGCCUCGACCAACGCCUCCACGACCCCAAUCCUGACUUCUUUCCGCCGCUCACGUGGUCGUCCCGCCUCCGUAUCCUCCGCGGCGUCGCCGCGGGCCUCGCCUUCCUCCACGAGGUAUGCCGCCCGAGCAUAAUCCACCGCGACAUCAAGGCCAGCAACAUCCUGCUCGACGGCGAAUCAGUUGCCCGGAUCGCCGAUUUCGGAUUGGCGCGGUUGGUGGAGGCGUCGAGAUCGCAUGCAUCGACGCAGGAGGCCGCGGGGACAGUGGGGUACAUGGCGCCGGAGUAUAGAGAGGGAGUUACGGCGGCGACAGCAAGGGGCGAUAUUUAUAGCUUUGGGGUGUUGGUGAUGGAGGUGGUGACGGGAAAGCGGCCGAGUUGGCCGGUGAAGAGAGGUGAUGGUGAGGAGAUGGCGCUGGUGAGGUGGGCCCGUGGAAUGCUGGAGGGGGGAAGGCAGAUGGAGCUUUUAGAUCCUUUGAUGGGGAGAGAAGCGGUGGUGGAGGCGGAGGUGAAGGGGGUGUUGGGAGUGGCUUACAGGUCUACGGAGGAGAGGCCGAGCAGCAGACCCUCCAUUGGCGAAGUGAUCAAGCUUUUGGAUAGCUUUUGAUGAAUUCCCUUAAAGAAGCUAUGGGUAAUUGUGUUUGUCGCACGAGUAAGCUCAUUACUUAGCUCUUAUUGCUCAAUUUCCUAAUAGUUAAGUGUACAGUUUUUUCGUAAUUAUAAAAUAAUAGAUAGUGUUCUGUGUUGUGUACUCA
Messenger RNA from Dendrobium catenatum, 2632 nucleotides. RefSeq names its product phytosulfokine receptor 1. NCBI's taxonomy places the organism in Eukaryota, Viridiplantae, Streptophyta, Magnoliopsida, Asparagales, Orchidaceae. Gene Ontology annotation, biological process: protein phosphorylation. The record is from RefSeq and is a predicted model, not a curated record. The transcript has a single exon. Gene Ontology annotation, molecular function: protein kinase activity; ATP binding. The coding region runs from base 1273 to 2484 and encodes 403 amino acids.